CCUCCCUUGCGUUCUAAGUUUCAAGCGCCGUCUUCCCUCCCCUUCUAAAGUCUAGAGAGAGAGAGAGAAUUUUUUUUAGAGAGAGAAAAUGGCUGUGGACUUGCAAUUGCCCCCUGGUUUUCGAUUUCAUCCAACGGAUGAGGAACUCGUGAUGCACUAUCUCUGUCGUAAAUGUGCGUCGCAGAAUAUUUCUGUUCCUAUUAUUGCAGAAAUUGAUCUCUACAAGUAUGACCCUUGGGAUCUUCCGGGUUUGGCUUUGUAUGGAGAGAAAGAAUGGUACUUUUUUUCGCCUAGAGACCGGAAGUACCCGAACGGUUCGAGGCCGAACCGGGCGGCUGGGAGUGGAUACUGGAAGGCGACCGGGGCCGAUAAGCCGAUCGGGAAUCCGAAGCCGGUCGGGAUUAAGAAGGCGCUGGUUUUUUACGCCGGGAAAGCGCCGAAGGGAGAGAAAACCAAUUGGAUUAUGCAUGAGUACCGGCUCGCAGACGUGGACCGGUCGGUUCGCAAGAAGAACAACAGCUUAAGGUUGGAUGACUGGGUCUUGUGCCGCCUAUACAACAAAAAAGGAACCAUAGAGAAGCAACACGUGAGCACCCGGAUUCCGACUACCUAUUCGGAAACUGACGAACAGAAGCCGGUGAUUCUGACCCACCAAGUCCAGAAGGGCGGCGCUCCGCCGCGGCCGUCGGUGGGGUUGUUCAAUGAGAUGGUGCACCAUGACACAUCUGAUUCCUUCCCAAGACUUCACACGGACUCGAGCUGUUCGGAGCACGUCGUGUCGCCGGAGUUCACGUGCGAACGGGAGGUUCAGAGCCAGCCGAAGCCGAAUGAGAUUGACAAUAAUACCCUUGAUUUCCCGUUUAAUUACUUGGAUUCUUCCAUGUACAACGAUUUCGCUUCUCAGUUCCAUAAUGAUCAGAUGUCGCCGUUGCAGGAUAUAUUCAUGCACCUGCAGAAGCCCUUUUGAAGUUGGUGGGACCAUUUGGUGGGUCAACUAAAGGCGUGGCUCAUCGGACCCACGUGGCACCGGGUACACGUGUCACAGAGACAGAAUGUCAAUGAGUGUGCACGUGUGAGGUCUAUUUAUGAAAUUUAGUUGAUUAGUAUUCGGAUUUGAAAAUGAUUUUUCAAACUGAUUUGAUUGUCUGAAGGAUUCACAUUUAAGGUUAUCCGCGUCAAGAGAUAAAAUUCAUUCAACUAUACACCACCGCCAAGAAAAUAGAUUCAAAUAGUAUGGUUGUUAGGAUUUUCUUAGUAUUAUACUAUUAUGUAUGUAUACAAUAUGUAGAUUGAUCCAUGUAUGUAUACAAUAUGUAGAUUGAUCCAUGUAUGUAUACAAUAUGUAGAUUGAUCCAUGUAUUUAUACAUAUUAUUCUUGGAAAGGUUAUGGUGAGCCUUUCAAAUGUUCUCAUAUUUGUAAUUGGUUACGUGUGAGGACAUUUAUUGGGAAGUGGCUCGUUAGUAGGUGAAAUUGUAGGUAUUGACCAAAUGUUGGUUAGCAUUAGUGUUGGUAGAAUGUAGACAAUAUGUAAAUAUAUGUUACAUUUAUUUUUGCUUUUA
Cornus florida is the source of this 1560-nucleotide messenger RNA. RefSeq names its product NAC domain-containing protein 2-like. The transcript is spliced from 3 exons. The record is from RefSeq and is a predicted model, not a curated record. NCBI's taxonomy places the organism in Eukaryota, Viridiplantae, Streptophyta, Magnoliopsida, Cornales, Cornaceae. The coding region runs from base 89 to 967 and encodes 292 amino acids. Gene Ontology annotation, molecular function: DNA binding. Gene Ontology annotation, biological process: regulation of DNA-templated transcription.